AUUUGUCUAAUUUGUUAUCGGUCAGACUUCUUUUCUUUCUGCGCACGUUGCACGCGUAGAAAUUUUGGAAUAAUUGUUUUCAAGAAAACAAUUUUUAGCUUGUGUUGGUUAUAAGUGUAUUCAUCGCCAUAAGCCCGAAGAUUUGCAUUUCACAUAGUCACAACCCAUCAAAAUACAGUCGUCAUAAAGUGUAUCGCAGUCGUCGUGGACCAGGACGUACUUUACAAAAAUGUCGGGAGAGGAAACGUCCGCUGAUCGCAAUGUAGAAAUAUGGAAAAUUAAAAAAUUAAUAAAAAGUCUUGAAAUGGCACGCGGAAAUGGAACCAGUAUGAUUUCAUUAAUAAUUCCGCCUAAGGAUCAAAUCUCAAGGGUCAGCAAAAUGUUGGCGGACGAGUUUGGUACGGCGUCAAAUAUAAAGUCACGUGUGAACCGCCUCUCCGUACUGGGCGCGAUAACAUCCGUACAACAUAGGCUUAAGUUGUAUACGAAAGUGCCUCCCAAUGGUUUGGUUAUAUACUGUGGCACAAUUGUUACAGAGGAAGGCAAAGAAAAGAAGGUUAACAUAGACUUUGAGCCAUUCAAGCCUAUAAAUACCUCACUAUAUCUUUGCGACAAUAAAUUUCAUACUGAAGCACUAACUGCACUACUCGCUGACGAUAAUAAGUUCGGCUUUAUUGUAAUGGACGGUAACGGUGCACUCUUUGGAACGUUGCAAGGAAAUACACGCGAGGUGCUUCAUAAAUUUACUGUAGAUCUACCUAAAAAGCAUGGUCGCGGUGGUCAAUCAGCGCUGCGAUUCGCUCGUUUACGCAUGGAGAAGCGCCAUAAUUAUGUACGCAAAGUUGCCGAAGUGGCAACCCAGCUGUUUAUCACAAACGACAAGCCAAACAUCGCGGGACUAAUUCUUGCCGGUAGUGCGGACUUCAAAACUGAGCUCAGCCAGUCUGACAUGUUUGACCCUCGUUUACAAUCAAAAGUAAUUAAAUUGGUGGACGUCUCUUAUGGUGGUGAAAACGGUUUCAAUCAGGCUAUAGAACUUGCUGCUGAGUCUUUGCAAAACGUUAAAUUCAUACAAGAAAAGAAGCUCAUUGGGCGUUAUUUUGAUGAAAUAUCUCAAGAUACAGGUAAAUAUUGCUUUGGCGUUGAAGACACUUUGCGUGCUUUGGAACUGGGGUCAGUUGAAACUUUGAUUUGUUGGGAGAAUCUAGAUAUACAACGCUAUGUGUUGAAAAACCAUGCUAAUUCAACAUCGACGACAGUAUUGCACUUGACGCCCGAGCAAGAGAAGGAUAAGUCACACUUCACGGAUAAAGAGAGUGGUGUCGAAAUGGAGUUGAUUGAGUCGCAGCCGCUCUUGGAAUGGCUGGCGAAUAACUACAAGAUGUUUGGUGCUACUCUUGAAAUUAUUACCGACAAGUCUCAAGAAGGCAGUCAGUUUGUUCGAGGAUUCGGUGGAAUAGGCGGCAUUUUACGCUAUAAAGUAGAUUUUCAAUCGUUACAAGCCGACGAGCCAUUGGAAGACGUCGAUCUUGAUGACUACUAAAUCUACAUGUUUUUUAUGAUAAACUGCAUCGUUUUAUAAUAUUAUAAUGCUUGUAACGCACAGAAAUGUCGGCAUUCACGUUUCUUUUUAAUAUGUUGUAAAAUUUUGUUCACGGAUUUUGUAGAAUCGUUCAAAAUUAGUUCAAUGGAACUACUGACACAACUAAUUGGACCAACUAAUGGCCGGGUUCCUCUGAUAUUUAUCGAUUUAAUUAUAAUUGAAAUGUUUUUAUUUUGCUCCUAAAAUGUCAGUAGCUUAUCAUAAAAAACGAGUUCAUUACUUUUGAAACUAUUCUCCAUGAAGAUCAAUAAAUUUUGUAAUCGCUUCAACCAA
Molecule: messenger RNA, 1876 nt
Organism: Scaptodrosophila lebanonensis
Lineage: Eukaryota; Metazoa; Arthropoda; Insecta; Diptera; Drosophilidae
Gene: eRF1
Product: eukaryotic peptide chain release factor subunit 1
Exons: 8
Coding region: 230-1543 (437 amino acids)
Biological process (GO): cytoplasmic translational termination
Cellular component (GO): cytosol; translation release factor complex
Molecular function (GO): sequence-specific mRNA binding; translation release factor activity, codon specific
Source: RefSeq, a predicted model, not a curated record